Messenger RNA from Staurois parvus, 2067 nucleotides. NCBI's taxonomy places the organism in Eukaryota, Metazoa, Chordata, Amphibia, Anura, Ranidae. The record is from the annotation of a GenBank genome assembly.
GUUCCUCCUAAGGCUCCUGAAAAGGUUCCUCCUAAGGCUCCUGAAAAGGUUCCUCCUAAGGCUCCUGAAAAGGUUCCUCCUAAGGCUCCUGAAAAGGUUGAAGAGGAAGAAAAGAAGACUAAAAAGAACAACAAAAAGCCAAAACCAACACAGAAUCAGAAUCGGUUUGGUGCUCUGGAUGAUGAUGAUGACGACGAUGCAGACAGUUUUGGCUCACUGCAAGGGUCUGGCGAUGAGGAAGGUGAAGAAAAAACACCAGCUGAGGAUCCAUUUGCCAAUCUAAGCAAGAAAGAGAAAAAGAAGAUGAAGAAGCAGAUGGAUUAUGAGAAACAGGUGGCAACAAUGAAAAAGGCAACUGCAGCAGAGAACGACUUCUCCGUUUCACAGGCAGAAUUGUCAUCCCGCCAAGCCAUGCUGGAGAAUGCCUCCGACAUCAAGUUGGAGAAGUUCAGUAUCUCUGCCCAUGGCAAGGAGCUGUUUGUGAAUGCUGACUUGUUUGUAGUUGCUGGUCGGCGCUACGGUUUGGUGGGACCUAAUGGCAAAGGAAAAACAACUCUGCUAAAGCACAUUGCCAACCGUGCCCUAAACAUUCCUCCCAACAUUGAUGUUCUUCUCUGUGAGCAAGAGGUUGUUGCUGAUGAAACGCCAGCUGUUCAAGCUGUCCUGAAGGCUGACACAAAGCGCCUGAAGUUGUUGGAGCAGGAAAAGAAGCUGCAAGCUCGCCUUGAGAAGGGAGAUGACAGUGCAGCAGAAAGGCUGGAGAAGGUCUACGAGGAAUUACGAGCCACGGGAGCCGCCUCAGCAGAAGCCAAAGCCCGCAGGAUCUUGGCCGGUCUGGGAUUUACUCCAGAGAUGCAGGAUCGAGAGACGCGGAGGUUCAGUGGAGGCUGGAGAAUGAGAGUGUCACUGGCCAGGGCUCUCUUCAUGGAACCAACACUCCUUAUGUUGGAUGAACCAACCAAUCACUUGGAUCUCAACGCUGUCAUCUGGCUUAACAAUUACCUGCAGGGCUGGAAGAAAACACUCCUCAUUGUCUCCCACGACCAGGGCUUCCUGGAUGACGUGUGUACGGACAUAAUGCACCUUGAUCAGCAGAAACUGUAUUAUUACCGGGGAAACUACAUGGCAUUUAAGAAGAUGUACCAGCAGAAACAGAAGGAGAUGCUGAAACAGUAUGAGAAGCAGGAAAAGAAACUGAAGGAUCUGAAGGCAGGAGGGAAAUCUUCCAAGCAAGCGGAGAAACAGACAAAGGAGGCUCUGACUAGGAAGCAGCAGAAGUGUCAGAAGAAAAAAGCUGAUGAUGAUUCCAAUGAACCAGCUGAGCUACUGAAGAGACCGAAGGAGUACACGGUGAAAUUCACCUUCCCGAAUCCUCCUCCACUAAGCCCUCCUAUCCUGGGCCUGCAUGGUGUUGAAUUUGGCUAUUCGGGACACAAGCUUUUGUUUAAAAAUCUGGAUUUUGGCAUAGACAUGGAUUCUAGAAUCUGUAUUGUGGGCCCGAAUGGUGUGGGAAAAAGUACUCUGCUGUUACUUCUAACUGGAAAACUCACACCUACAAAAGGAGAAAUGAGGAAGAAUCACAGAUUGAAAAUUGGGUUCUUUAAUCAGCAAUAUGCAGACCAGCUGAACAUGGAGGAGACGGCGACAGAAUAUCUUCAGCGUAACUUCAAUCUGCCUUACCAAGAUGCCCGGAAAUGCCUGGGAAGGUUCGGUUUGGAGAGCCAUGCUCACACCAUCCAGAUCUGCAAGUUGUCAGGAGGGCAGAAAGCACGAGUAGUGUUUGCAGAGUUGUGUUGCCGGGAGCCAGAUGUCCUCAUUUUGGAUGAGCCCACAAAUAACUUGGACAUUGAAUCCAUUGAUGCUUUGGCAGAAGCUGUGAAUGAAUACAAAGGAGCGGUAAUCACGGUCAGCCACGAUGCCCGUCUCAUCACAGAGACGAACUGCCAGCUGUGGGUGGUAGAGGAUCAGAGCGUGAACCAGAUAGAAGGAGACUUUGAUGACUACAAGCGGGAGGUCCUGGAGAGCUUGGGUGAGGUGAUCAUCACCAAGUCUAAAGACAAGGAGUGA